This is a messenger RNA of Paramuricea clavata, 1473 nucleotides long. NCBI's taxonomy places the organism in Eukaryota, Metazoa, Cnidaria, Anthozoa, Malacalcyonacea, Plexauridae. The record is from the annotation of a GenBank genome assembly.
AUGAACCUUUCAACCAAUAGACAGGCAUGUAGCAGGGACAUUGGCAAACUGUAUGCAAAACAUCAAAUCCUGAAGUAUGUAAUCAACGGUGGUAGUUGGGGAGAUAAUCACAGGUACUGUAAAGUUAGCAUGUUAAAGCUUCUACACUUUCAUUGCUCACAAUUAAUAUACAGCUAUUUCAAUUAACCCAUUGAGUCGUAUUGCGCCCCAAUGCACCCUACUUUAUUAUUUUACUCUAAUGCCAGACGAUUUUACUCGUGAAGAAGAGAGAGCUGGCGCUUAAUGGGUUAAGGUUGUCCACGAGCAAAGCAGAAAAGUAUACAAGCACAGUCGUAUACAAGUACUUUGAAAAUUCUUUAUUUUGUUGUCAAUUCCCAGCAGCCUUUCAUGCUUGUAUUCAACAUUACCACUUUGCUCGUGAAAACCUUAAUUGAAAUAGAUGUAUACCAUGAGGCCACAUUUUACCUUUUAGGAAAUGUGCAUCAUCGCAAUUACAAUGCCUUGCUAAAAAUGCCAAGUUACUCAAGUUCAUGUACCAAGACAACGUCCGGGAACAAUCUGAAAAGGAGAUUUAUCAGCCAGGUUCUCUCAGACUAGUAAGUAUGACAUUCAACAAAGUGAUAAAGAUCUAUUAUAAUCAUAGUAACCUACAUCAUUCACUAUAAAUGAUAUAAUAAACAAUGCAUAAGCAUAUAAAAUCUUAUAAAGCAUGCAUAUAAAAUCUGAUAAGCAUAUAAAGUCUAAAUAAGCAAAUAAAAUAUCUUUAUUAACAGGGGCAGUAUAAAAAAGGCCACCUACAAAAGUUUGAUGUUGGUUCUUGUUUGAAUACCUCAGCCAUUGAGAAUGACAUGAAAAGCGUUGCUCGAUCCAGCAAGUGUAACUACUUCAAGGGUUGCAUCUCAAAGCAACAUGAAUUAGUGCGGAUGGGACAAGCUAUAACAUACAAAGAUGGAGAGGGGCAGGUAAAAAUUGGCAUCUAAGCUGAAAUAAUAUUAAUAAUGUAAACUUGUCACCAACCUGCAUGUAAUAUUUGUUGUUCUUUUUUUCUCUCAAUUUACACUUUUCCUGUCCUUCCGCAUUAAGGAUUGUUUUGGUGAGUUUGACGGUGCAGUAAAACUACUUAACCCUAGCAGUGAAACGAGCCAUGUCAACUGGAUUCAAGUAAAGCAAUAUGCCUGUCAUGAGGAUGAAAAUGGUCAGGUGCAGAGUGGACGGUUUGACUCGCCAUUGCUAAAGAAAACAGACAACAUAGUCAUCAUCAAGUCUUCGGAAGUAUGCCACAAAGUGAAUAUUGUCCAUAACUGUAUUAAUGGGCAUUGUAAAUUUGAAGAUGCCCAUCACACCUUUGUUGAGGAACGUGAAGGAGUUGUACGAGAUGCACUGAUUUACAAGCAUGACUUUGCCAACAACACAUACCUUCUCAACAGGUUUUACCUUGGUAAUGAUUUUGAAGCUGUAUUACAAACCUUUUGA